GCUGUCUUAUCAUUGGCGAAUUACUCUCACAUCAUUGACGUUUUGUCCAAGAGGGUUAAAUAUUCGUUAUCGAAGAACGCGAGCAACAGACAUAGACGAGACAACAACACUUUUGCGGUGAAUCGCGCGACCUUAUCAACAUUCGCGGUCGUGUGGGGAUAGCGAAAUCCGCAACGACAUAUUGUACUAAGCCACAAGAACGUGUCAUUGAUGACUGACAGGACUCUUCACAGUGAUCUUCGACGCCGCGGAAUAUGCUGGCUCUGAAUGCGACCGUCGUUAAUUGCUCCUUUAGGCGAGCUCGUGUUCUUCAGAGUUUCAUAUCGAGACGCAAUUCAGCAGCGGCUUCGAUCAAACCUGAAGGAAAAAUGUCGUUUGAAGUUGAGAAACAGAAAUUUUUAAACAUGCCACUGGCGGAGAAAAGAAGCUUCUAUAAAUCAGAAGCUAUAACUGUGAAUGAAAUCCCUACGUGGCCAGAAUAUUGGGAGAAGAACAAGUCCAACAUCGCCAAGACGCUUGAAAAGACUGAAAAAGUUGAUGAAGUCAUAGCUAAGAAAGUAUCAAUAUGGCAAGGAGAUAUAACAUCACUUGAAAUAGAUGCAAUUGUCAAUGCUGCAAACUCAAGUCUUUUGGGAGGAGGUGGAGUCGACGGAGCUAUCCAUAGAGCGGCAGGACCAAAUUUAAAAAAAGAAUGUGCAACAUUAGGUGGAUGUAGGGUUGGCGAAGCUAAAAUUACAGGAGGUUACAUGUUACCGGCUAAAUAUAUUAUUCAUACAGUUGGACCACAAGGUGAAAAGCCAGAAAAAUUACGAGAAUGUUAUGAAAAUAGUCUAACUCUGGCGAAAGAGAAUAAUUUGCGUACUAUCGCAUUUCCAUGCAUAUCAACUGGAAUUUAUGGAUACCCACAAAGACCAGCAGCCAAAGUAGCUUUAUCGACAGUUAAGAAAUUCCUCCAUGAAAAUAAAAAUGUGGAUAGAAUUAUCUUCUGCUUAUUUUUAAAAACUGAUAAGGACAUAUAUGAAGAACUAUUGCAGAAAUACUUUGCUCUCGAUUGAAUAUCUAUUGGCAGAUUUUAAUUUUGCAAAGUCAUAUUAUUUGUAUUUCAUAAAAUUGUACUCUGAAGCUAAAUUAAUAUAGAAUAUAACAUUAAUAUAACAUU
Cataglyphis hispanica is the source of this 1159-nucleotide messenger RNA. Its product is annotated as macro domain-containing protein CT2219-like. Gene Ontology annotation, molecular function: ADP-ribosylglutamate-[protein] hydrolase activity. The coding region runs from base 255 to 1055 and encodes 266 amino acids. The transcript has 6 exons. NCBI's taxonomy places the organism in Eukaryota, Metazoa, Arthropoda, Insecta, Hymenoptera, Formicidae. Gene Ontology annotation, biological process: DNA damage response; peptidyl-glutamate ADP-deribosylation; purine nucleoside metabolic process. The record is from RefSeq and is a predicted model, not a curated record. Gene Ontology annotation, cellular component: nucleoplasm.